This is a messenger RNA of Mesorhabditis belari, 771 nucleotides long. NCBI's taxonomy places the organism in Eukaryota, Metazoa, Nematoda, Chromadorea, Rhabditida, Rhabditidae. The record is from the annotation of a GenBank genome assembly.
AUGUCCAAUUCGGAUGGUGAUGACGGAUGUGAAAUUGUGGCUGUUGUAGCAGGUCCAUCAACGAGUUCUUCCGACGAUCCCUCAACAUCAAAUCUCUCUUCAAAAGAAACCCCUCGACCGCGACGAAUCUACGAGUUCAUCAUUCGAUGCUGCAUUCGCCUCGAGGCGCUCAACCGAACCGCGUGCACGUCGAUUCUUUUGAUGAAACGGCUGUACGAGCGGCAAAUUGUGAAAUGUAUCUGCAACUAUUCUCUAGCCACUGCGUGUAUUCUGAUUGCCUCGAAAAGCGAAGAGGAUUCGGCUGUUCGGAUACGAGAUGUCGUCAAUUGUGCUCAUCGAAUUUUGAAUCCAGAUGAGCCGGCAAUGGAAGUGGAUGACACGUUUUGGACACAGAGACGAUCACUUGGACGAUUGGAAUUUGUCGUUUUACGCGAGCUUUCUUUUGAGACAUACUUCGAACAUCCGCAUCAGUUGUUGUCAAUCUAUCUCGAUACACUCGUUUCGUGGAUGCCCCAGGAAUUCGAAAAAUUUCCGAUAAAAGAUGAGGUUUUCUCCGUGCUUCGCGAUUGUUAUGUGAUUCCCGAGUUUGUGCUAGAGCACUCAAAAGAAAGUGUCGCGCUUGCAGUUCUUUCUCUGGUCCUAAAGGGGCACAACAUCACGGUGCCAAGUUGUAGAGACUUUUACACGAUUUUCUCAAAGCAUAUGACCGAGAAGAAGUUGCGUUUGCUAGAAGAGGAAAUACUACAAGAUGUCUAUUAUCAACGACUUAAA